CGUCGCUAUGCACUGGGAUAUGUUCACUAUCAACCGUACAGUAAACACCAGUUCAGUUUUACUAAACACAGAAAAAUGAAACUGUCGGGUCUAACGUUGACUUUCGCCGUCAUCUUUAUGCUGGCGGCCAUGUACAAUACUGUGCAAGCAAAAGCAUUAGCUGUCGCUGCACCCUGGGCCGAUGCUGACGCUGCACCCUCGGCCGAUGCUGACGCUGCACCCUCGGCCGAUGCUGACGCCGCACCCUCGGCCGAUGCUGACGCUGCACCCUCGGCCGAUGCUGACGCUGGACCCUGGGCCCAUGCUGACGCUGGACCCUGGGCCGAUGCUGACGCUGCACCCUGGGCCGAUGCUGACGCUGCACCCUCGGCCGAUGCUGACGCUGCACCCUCGGCCGAUGCUGACGCUGCACCCUCGGCCGAUGCUGAUGCUGGACCUUGGGCCGAUGCUGACGCUGGACCCUCGGCCGAUGCUGACGCUGCACCCUCGGCCGAUGCUGACGCUGGACCUUGGGCCGAUGCUGACGCUGGACCCUCGGCCGAUGCUGACGCUGGACCCUCGGCCGAUGCUGACGCUGGACCCUCGGCCGAUGCUGACGCUGGACCCUCGGCCGAUGCUGACGCUGGACCCUCGGCCGAUGCUGACGCUGGACCCUCGGCCGAUGCUGACGCUGGACCCUGGGCCCAUGCUGACGCUGGACCCUGGGCCGAUGCUGAUGCUACUAACUGUGAUGGUAAGAGCCCCCCUGCCUGCCAUGGUUAAGCCAACGCUAGACCUCUUGCUAAUGCCAACGCUGGACCCUAUGCCGAUGACGAUACUAUCGAUCUUAUGAAAGAAGUGAUGAAUGCAACGAAGUAAUACGUAAAUAAAUAAUAAUAUUCGAUACUAAUAUUAGUGAAACAACUCCAGCUAUGUAAAGGAAAGUAUUGAAGAAAUAUGGGUCAGCUAUUUUGUUGAAGAAUAAAAUUUUCUGCAAUCAUAAA
Harpegnathos saltator (Jerdon's jumping ant) is the source of this 983-nucleotide messenger RNA. Its product is annotated as small proline-rich protein 3-like. Lineage: Eukaryota; Metazoa; Arthropoda; Insecta; Hymenoptera; Formicidae. Bases 182 to 832 code for a protein of 216 amino acids. The record is from RefSeq and is a predicted model, not a curated record. The transcript has 2 exons.